Molecule: messenger RNA, 3698 nt
Organism: Lates calcarifer (barramundi perch)
Lineage: Eukaryota; Metazoa; Chordata; Actinopteri; Centropomidae
Product: phosphatidylinositol transfer protein beta isoform
Exons: 12
Coding region: 100-915 (271 amino acids)
Biological process (GO): phospholipid transport
Cellular component (GO): cytoplasm
Molecular function (GO): phosphatidylcholine intramembrane carrier activity; phosphatidylinositol binding; phosphatidylcholine binding
Source: RefSeq, a predicted model, not a curated record
ACGAGGGAGGGACCGGGCGCCGCUCUUAGCAGCUCAUGACGUCAGCGGCAAUCAGCGAUCGCUGGGCAGCGUCAGUGGAAUCGAAAGGAACGAGCAACGAUGGUCCUCAUCAAGGAGUACCGUGUGGUUUUACCCUGUAGUGUUGAGGAGUAUCAAGUGGGGCAGCUGUUCUCUGUGGCUGAAGCAAGUAAAAAUGAGACAGGUGGUGGUGAGGGCAUUGAGGUACUCAAGAAUGAGCCCUAUGAAAAAGAUGGAGAGAAAGGACAAUAUACACACAAAAUCUACCACUUAAAGAGUAAAGUCCCAGCAUUUGUCAAGCUGUUAGCCCCUGAAGGCUCCCUGGUAUUCCAUGAAAAAGCCUGGAAUGCCUAUCCUUACUGCAGAACCAUUGUGACGAACGAGUAUAUGAAAGACAAUUUCUUCAUUAAGAUUGAGACAUGGCACAAACCCGACCUUGGAACACAAGAAAACGUGCACAAACUAGACAAUUCCACAUGGCAGAAUGUAACUGUUGUGCCCAUUGAUAUCGCAGACAGAAGUCAAGUGUCCACUGCUGACUAUAAGCCAGAUGAGGAUCCCGCCACUUUCAAGUCAGUUAAGACCGGCAGAGGACCUCUGGGGCCCACCUGGAAGAAAGAGCUGGUUAGUAAGACCGACUGCCCGAAGAUGUGUGCCUACAAACUGGUCACAGUCAAGUUCAAGUGGUGGGGCCUGCAGACCAAAGUGGAGAACUUCAUCCAUGAGCAAGAAAAGAGGAUCUUCACUAACUUUCACCGCCAGCUCUUUUGUUGGAUUGAUAAGUGGGUGGAUCUGACUAUGGAUGAUAUCCGGCGGAUGGAGGCAGAAACACAGAGGGAGUUGGACGAGAUGCGUAAAAAGGGCUCUGUGCGAGGCACAAAGGCUGCAGACGAGUAGCCAGGCCAGGUGUAGGUCUGAGUGUUGCUGUCUUCGCAAACGGGGUGAAGUACGAGGAACCAGCGCUGCAGACGAAUGAAAAGGCAAAGGAUUUGAAACACCCACAGUGACAGCAGUGAUGGUCCUUUGGUGUCACUUUUUACCCUUAACUGAUUCAGGCUGUGGAGGAUGGGGGGCACUGCUACCUGCAAUCAAUAGAGCAGAUCCCUGACUUGCACCCAAUCAUAGACAUUCUAUCCACUGAGGAAUUGAUUUCUAGAAACUAAACACGAUCCUAGCUGAUAAGACUCUGGUUAAUUUUGAUCUCCUGGGCAGGGAAAGGCCAGGUAUCAACAUCAUGUUAUUGACAAGACCUAGCCUUAUGGAGAGAGAUUCAUUGGUUUGAUUCCACAGUGGCAAGUGUUGGACCAAAUAUUUCCUCUGUAUUAUUUUGUCCCCCCCCAAUGUUACCCUCCAAAACAUUCCUUACAAGAUGAUGCCCUGUCUGACCUCUCUUUGUCUCCUCCUUGGUUUUAACUGUACACACUGUGGCUCAGUGGUUUGCAUUCCCUGGCAUGAGUCUGUCUGUUUGUCAUACUCAUGUUCCUUCCUGCCACAGCCUCCAUUAAGAGAUUACUAACACCCCUGGCGCCUUGGCCCAUUGUAAUCCUUCCCCCAUCACCCCACCUUACCCAAAGCACUGCAUCUUAUUAGCACUGACAAUCAUGCCCAUACAGGUAUUCCUUCUCACUCCCAUACAGAUUUAAUAGAAACCCACACAUACACAUGCAAAUGACACAUAUACGUUGCGCACAUGCGGCUAAACAUGUGAAUUCAUACACACUCGCAGGUGUGGAUGCCUUUGUGGUGACUGAUCUCUUAAAAGCUCAAGCUGGGCAGAUCCAUGCAAGCUUGUUCAGCUAAAGGAUGUUACUUUGGAAGUGUUUACAGCUCUCAGUGAUUUUUUUUUUUUUUUUUCCUCUCCUUCUCCCUGCACACUCCCUAUUCUAAAGAUAUUCACACAUAACAUACAACACAGCAUUCACCUCCCUAACAGAUGUCCCUAGAGAAACACUGCACUGAAAAACAGCCACAGAUGGUGCUACACCCCUCCGGCCUCUGUCACAAGCCAAACUGCACCGCGCUGCUCGUCCCACCUUGCCCAGCCCACCCCCAGAGGCCUGUCUCACUCAUCUGGUUCUCAGAGGUAGACCGUCUCCAAAAGGCCUCUUCUUCUACAGCUUCAUUCUAGGUGCGUUUACAGAUUCAUAACUGCCUUAUCAAUGCUCAGUCAACACCAGCACCACCAUACACUGCUUGCCUUAAUCUCUGGACCUUUGUAUCUGUCGGACCUAUCGGACCUAUCAUACCUAUCGUACCUCUGCUGCCAGCUGUUGCUCUAGCUACCUCCCUUGUUUCUGACUGGUGAUUUUCCUGACACCUAAAUGUUAGCGCUAGCUAUUAGCUGCUAUCUGUUAGGAGUAAAUCAUAGCAGACAGAGCUUUAUGAGCGAUGACUCUUUUUUUUUUUUUUUUUUCCUUCAGGGUGUAGAAUUGCAUGUGAUUCCCUUUUAUGUUUCCUUAUAUGUGUCAUAGUACCUGAGCAAGUGCAAUUCCUUCAGCAAGCAAAACUUUGUACGUUGGUGGCUGUAACAACCAGCGUGCAAUGCUAUUGCUGCAAAGGGCUGCAGAUUUACAGCUCUGCCUCAGACCAGCCAGUUUGAUUGAUAUGCCAUUUUAAUGACUCAUGACUUCUCAACUCCAUAGUGCACUUUCUUCCCUUACACUUCAGAAUCAUGUGGCACUGGCCUACAGUGUUGAUCAUCAGUAGUGUUACAUACAUUUACAAUACAAGUGGUUUUCUCAUCUGAUUCCUCCUGGUGUUUUUUUUCUGCUGUGUCUGUCUUAAACUGUGCAACAGAAAUUGGAGGAUUGUUUUUAAAUAUCUGUUUUCCACAUUUUUAAGACACUGUUAUAAUAAAAUAUUCUGGGUUCAAAGAUUCUAAUGUUUUUACUUUCUGUCAGUCUAAUGAGGGAAUGUGAUCACUUCCUCAGUAAUGGGUUAUUGGCUUGUCCAAAGAGCGUAAAUGGAUUUCUGAUAUGUUUACAUGUAUUCAGCAACUGUAGGCUGUUUAGAUAUAGGAAAAAUUGGAAGCAGAUAUCUUGGGCAACAUUUUUUUCAAAACAACAAAAUCUUCUCAGGUUAACAAACGACACAACGAUCUUUUUUAUAUCGAAGCUAAUCAGUUGCCCCAAGCCACUGACUUCCUUUCACCAUACCAUAUCCCGUUCUGUGGGGAAAUAUGGUGUUACAGUUUCAGCAUGAUGGGAGGUGGUCAUGAUAUGGUCUGGUCCAAUUUAUUCUAGUAUAUGAGACAGCCAGUUGGUCUUUGUAACUGUACUGGGAUUGUAUGCAUAUGUGUCAAAGCAAAAGAAAAAAAAAAGUUUUGUCUCGAGUGUAAUCAAGUCUUAUCUUAAUGAUUCCUGCUGUCUGUUGAAUAGAGAACCCAGUGGCUAAAGAUUAUAACUUAAAUCAAUGGUUUGUCAUCUGUCAAGACAAUAACAUGAGGCAAGAGGAAGUAUUCACAAAGUAACUGUACAGUCUUAUUCUAAUUUAUGAAAUCUACAACUGUUUAAUUUCUGAACGGCUUUGCUUUUAAAUGUUUCUGAUCAGCUUUUGAAAUUCAGGGGACAUGGUAGUGAAUGUAUGAUAAUUUGUGCCUUUUCUUUCUGUAGAACUUUCUGUGUGCCAUUAAGUCUUCAUAUUGUAUCUAAAUAUCAAAUAAAUUUUGUCUGGAAACUAAA